This is a messenger RNA of Arabidopsis arenosa, 1165 nucleotides long. NCBI's taxonomy places the organism in Eukaryota, Viridiplantae, Streptophyta, Magnoliopsida, Brassicales, Brassicaceae. The record is from the annotation of a GenBank genome assembly.
GGUAAGUUGUGUGUUAAUCUUUUGUUGUUCUAGUUUCUUAGUCUUCUGUUCUUGGGUAGCGCAGAUGGCUAGAGGAGCUGGAGUUUCCGGUAGAGGUCGUGGUCGUGGCAGAGCAGGAGCUCUUGAGGGUGCCGCGAUGGAGCAGAUUGCGGGUCUGCAGCCUGAGGUUGAGGAGGGGACCGGGGCAGUUGACGGUACUGGCGUCGCCGCAGCGGAGUUAGCUGGUGGCGGUGCCGGUGAGCGUGUCGUUGGUGCAGAUAACCCGGGAGUGUUGGGUGCUGCAGCCGGAGUAGCCCAGGGUCAGGACGGAGGCUUGGCGGACCUGCUGAGGCAGUUGUUGGAGCGGUUGCCAGGUGUGGUACCAGUGCAGGCUCCAGUGGCACAGCAGGUGCCAGUUGCACCACGGGUGCAGGAGGAGGUACAACCUAGAGCUGCAGUUGCUGGAGGUGUUCCGUCAUACAUUAAGAUGAUGGAGCAGCUGCAGAAGAUUGCGGCUCAGCCGAAGAGGACUCAGCAGCAGGUGGCACCUGGCAGGGGCGGCAAGCCUGCGCAGGGGCAGAAGAGGAAGUGGGACCACACUUCCAGAGUUGGUCAGAGUGGCCAGGGUGGUCGUGCUGGGUGUUUUUCUUGUGGGAGUCUUGACCACAAGGUAGCGGACUACACUCGCCGUGUGGAGACCAGGGAGUGCUACCAUUGCAAGGAGAAGGGACAUCUCAAACCGAAUUGUCCUAAGUUGCAGCGGACGGCAGUGGCAGCGAUGGGAGACACCAGCACCAGAGCAGCGAUCACUGGGUUCUUAGCACAUAAGGUUUGUGGAGGGACCUUAUUGGUGGGCGGUGUAGAGGCCCAUGUGUUGUUUGACUCUGGAGCGUCUCACUGCUGUAUUACCCCGGAUUGUGCCUUGCGUGGCAACAUCCGAGGAGACCCUGGCGAGCAGGUUGGACCAGUUAAGGUCGCUGGAGGAGGGCUCCUAGAGGUCUUUGGGAGAGUUAAGGGUGUGGAUAUUCAGAUUGCAGGGGAGUCGAUGCCAGCGGAUCUGAUUAUUUGCCCUGUGGAGCUGCAUGAUGAUGGCUCCAGCAGAGAUGACAGAGCUGAAGAAGCAGCUGGAGGAUUUGUUGGGUAAGGGAUUCAUUCAUCCUAGCACUUCACCUUGGAGAGCGCCGGU